This is a messenger RNA of Owenia fusiformis, 5781 nucleotides long. The record is from the annotation of a GenBank genome assembly. NCBI's taxonomy places the organism in Eukaryota, Metazoa, Annelida, Polychaeta, Sabellida, Oweniidae.
AUGAUGGCAGUGACCCUCUAUUUGGACUGUUUGAUGACAGCACACUUCAAAACCAGAGCAUCAACUCUCUUGUUACAGCACAAUCGACACAGUUGAAAGUGACACCAACAAAUGUUGUACAGGCGUCCCUGGUGACUGGGAGCCCACAGCAGGUGGUUCAAGUCCAGCAGCCCCAUGGGUCUCCACUUACCCAAGUUACACCUGGCUCUCUUACACAAGUCCAGCUCCAAGGAUCCCCAGUCAUCUACCAACAAGCUGUGCAAUCCAACAUUAGGUCCCCUGCAAACAGGCAACAUUUACAAAUCCGUCCCAAGCCAUCACCCUCAACCCCCAAUAUGAAACAACAGGCUGUUACUAACAACCCUGUUAUACAGAUAGGAGGAGGAAAUGCUGCUAACAUAGUGGUCCCAUCUGCCAGUGGCCAAGCUGUCUCUCUGCAACAUAUUCAGCCUGCCCAGGCUACCACGGUACAGCAAAUACAAGCUGGUUCCAAGCUACAGAUGCCUGCCACAAUCCAGCUUGCCAACUCUGGGACGACAAUCCAGGGCCAGGGUAACACUAACAUCCAAAUAAAGCCCCCACAGUUGAACCUCCAGGGUACCAUAAUACAAACUUCCCAAGGUAAUAGGAUACUGAUCCAGAGUCAACCCACACAGGUGAAUGUUCAACAGUUUGUGCUACAACAAGGUGCUCAGAAGUCGAACAAUGUACAAUUUGUGACUAAUUCAAACACGAAUGCUAUCCUGCCGAAUAAUCUCAUGCAAAACCAGAAUGUGUUAAAGACUAGUGUUGUUGGCGGGGCGAACAGUGUAUUGAAUACCCAGGCUAACCCACAAGGACAACAGAUUGUGUUGCAACAAGGAGCCCAGCCUGGUCAGUUUGUGGUCCAGCAACCCUCGCAACAAGCAUCAAACUCCAAUAUCAUAGUGAAACCUAACACAGUACACUAUCAGCCUCAAACAACGAUCGUUAACAUUCCAGCCCCUGUUCAAGGUCAAGGUCAACCUUUACACAUCACUCAACCUAAUAUGGUGACUAUGACUGUAGCGUCUUCUAACAGCACUCAGGGGCAACAGACCCAACAUGCUUUAGCCACUCAACAAGUGAUAGCCACUCCACAGACUGGUACAACUAAACCUAUUGCAACUAAUUCAAGUGGUGUUGUCACUCUAAAUAUAGGUGGUAAAUUAAUCAAUGUUCCCAUACAACAGCUGCAGAAUAUUAAGAAUCUGUCUCAGGGGCAACCGACAACAGUUGUCAGUUCCACCGAGGCACAACCUCGUCUCCAGAUGGUUCAAACCACUAAACAAGUGUCGAGUCUACCCCAGGUCACAGGGACCCAAGUUAAAGCUACUCAGCAAAGCCAGCCUAAUAUCUUAUUACAGGGAACUCGUGGAGGUAUGGCACCCACAGGGAACAGCAGUACUGUCAGUGUGAACAAUAGUACUGUCAAUCUGAAUAACAGUACUGCCAGUGUGAAUAAUGGUACUGUCAAUCUGAACAACAGUACUGUCAGUGUGAACAAUGGUACUGUCAAUUUGAACAAUAGUAAUGCAAUAAACAGUCAUAUGCUUCUUAAUAACAGCUCGAAUCAACGAAUUCAAACCCCGGCUGCAUCAAAUCAGCCUGCUUUUGUGCAACAGACUUUCAAAAUGGAACCUCAAAAGCAAUUAAACCCUGGGAUUAUUCCACAGAACCUUAUGACGCUGGUUACUGAAAGCCACCAACCUCCCCAGGGGUUGUACAACCAAAAGCCUAUAACUAUUCCUUCAGUAGGCGCACCCAAUAAGAACAUAACAGUUUCUAGUGCCAUUCAACAUAAUGACAUAUCAUCAACUCAGGAGCAAUCUAAGGUAUUACUUCCUCAGUCAACUACAGCUGGUACUAUUCAGUACAGACCCAUUGUUACCAUGACAACAACAUCAUCCUCAUCCCCCACCCCCAACCAUGUGCAGAACUCCCAGAACCAACCCCAACAGCAGCAAAUAAUUCCACAGGCAGUAAACAUCAAGACCGUACAAAACUCUGAGGCAGCCAGGCAAUACAUCUCUCAGAAUUUGCCACAAGCCACCAAACGAUCCUCUAUGACUUUGCAAGAGGCUAUCAGCAAGGUAGAACUGGAGUUAGCCAGUUUGAAUAGAGUGAUCACCAAGACGAAGCACCAAGAGACAACCCAUGCACAGCUGGUGAACAUGCACAAACAACUGAUGUUGAAGAAACAGGUGGUGCUUGCCCAGCAACACCAGCAGCAAGUGGGCAAGGUUCUAACACAGCAACAGCUUUUGAACCCUCAACAGCAGUUGAAUCAGCAACAACAGCAAUUGAAUCAAUCAUCUCAGCAACAGCAGUUAAAUCAGUCAGCACAGCAACAGCAAUUGAACCAGGCUGUACAACAACAGCUUAAUCAGCAAACACAGCAAUUGAAUCAGCAAACACAGCAAACGAAUCAGAGCACAUCACAGAUGAAUCAGCAAACACAACAACUGAGUCAGAAUACACUGCAGUUGAAUCAACAAACUCAGCAAACACAGCAAAUGAAUCAGCAGCAACACAUUUUAUCUCAGAGCCAAAGUGGUUUAAUAAACCAACAAGCAAGCAAUUCCGCCUCCCAGUUGUCCCUAGUUGGCAGCAAACCCUCUUUCCCAACAGGCAUUCAGUCAGAAUUACCAAGCAACUCUCUGCCUAGGCCUGUGAAGCUGACACAGCCAAAUGGGCAUGUUGACUCUCCACCUCAGAUUGUGAAGAUUAUUAAACCAUCCAGUGUAGGUGCUUCUCAGAACAGUAUGUCUGACAUUAGUGUAGUAAACACCCCACCCCAGCAGAUGAGACCUGUUACCAUGGCAACAACCACCACACAAAACUAUUACCAAGUUAUAACAACGACAAACUCCCCCAUAGCCAAUACACUGGCAUCUAAUGGAACAGUACAAGUGGCUCCUGGUCUAACAAAUACUGUUCCAGUUGUUGCUAAUGCUGCCCCAGUUGUCGCUAAUGCUGUUCCAAUUGCUUCUAAUGCUGUAUCAAAUGCUGCUAAUGUUGCACCAACUGCUACACAAAUAAGAGUUGGCAACCAGGUUCUUAAUGUGAACAUGACCCAGGAGAAUAAGGAAAAGUUGGAAGCUAAGUUAGCAGCUCUAAGUCCUGAACAGCAGCAGAUGUUUAUAAAACAUCAACAGUUGUUGGCUCUGAGGCAGCAACAGAAGAGAGUUCAGAGUAUACAACCAAAGAUUCCACUGACAGUACAGCAAGUCCAGGUUGGUAGUACUGCCAGCAAACAGAUAGUUAUACAGACUCCAGGUACAGGUGGAGUCAUCAGCCGUAUUCAGAGAGCUCCUGGUCUUCCUCAAGUAGUCACUAAGGCUGGUCUGUUGAAGCAGUACCUUCAAAAGGACCAGCUGAAUGUCUACAAACAAGACAACAAAACUCCCUUUAAGCACUACAAGGAUGCAUGUAAACGUCUCCUUAAGUUCCAUGUCUGGCAAGGCAACGAGCCAGGAGAGGAGGAGUUUAAGAAGGCAGAUGAAGCCCUGGAGGAGGUUGGCCAAAGCCUGUUGAAGAAGAAACAAAGCAUGUUUGAUAAAUACCAGAAGUUGCUCUAUGAUGAUGCCAUGAGAGAGCAGAUCUCAUCAGAGGGGGUCAUGAUUCAACGCCUUCAGCUCAGUGAUGAGAAGACAAUCUUUGAAGAGGAACAGAAACUCGUCAAAGAAGACCCAGAUCAAUUCAAGCCAUUCCUGUUUAAGAAACCAGAGAAGCAUGAGUCUGUUAGCAGUGUGGAGAGUGAGAGCAAACAUAAGCCAGACAAUUUAGCUGAUCUUCUCUCAGAUAGUCAUUCCGACAUAGUGGAAGUCCCUCCAACAUCAAUAAAUCAACAUAUAAAAACUGAACCUGGAAUCAAGCAGAUAAAAACUGAGCCUGAAAUCAAGCAGGAAAUGAAAGAUGUAAAAGUAAAGACUGAGCAGGGCAUAAAGACUGAAUCAGAAAUCGAAAUUGCAAAUGAGGAAGUGAUCAUAAAAACUGAAUCCCCGUCAGAUUCAAAUGUUGAUGAGGAUAUUGACGAUUAUGCUCCUUUGGUUAGAACGUUAAAAACAGAAUCAGGAGGCACAAUGAAAUUAAUCAUUAAGAACUCACCUAGACCACAUUCCCCUGCUCCUGAUAUUAAGGCGGAACAUGUUAAUGUUGAAGCAAAUGAAGUUGUUGAAGAUGAGCCCAUGAAAAAGACUGAUAGACCUGUAAGUGUACUCAGUAGCUCAAGUGACAGUCUUGACAAUACACCCCUAGAUAAACGAUUACACCUAAAGCGCAAACUUAGCACAGAUUCCGAGUCAAAUUCAGUCAGUGCUGGCAGUGAGCAUGAAUUACCUGAUAAACGAAAGACUGAAUCAGAUAUUGCGGUCGAGGGGCUAUUAUCUAUGGUGCUGCCACCUGAGCAGGAGGUGGUUGAAGAAGAGGUAGUGAUAGAAGAACCAGGUGAAGUCCCAUUCACUGAGUUCCAAGAGGACCAACAGGCUAUUGGCAGCAUAACAAAUGACUCUAGUGAUUUCUUCAAUAAUGAUAUUGUCUUCGACAGUGAAUACAAUCAAACUGAUCUCUAUCAUCAUGACCAUCGGACUAAUAGCUCAGAUCUCAUAACAACUAACUUAGAUAACUUAGAUGAUGAAACACCCCAUGUUGGCCAAGAUGUGCACACUGAACACAUAGAAAUAGACUCUGAGGAUAGUGAGUCUGAUAGUGAUGAUUCAAAUGUUAAUGAUACUGAUAUGUUAAGUGAACAGGUUGUUGAUCAACAGGAUGGUCAAGAUGGUGGGUCUCUGAAUGAACAAGUCCAAAGUGCAAUAGACAGUAUCUUGAGUCUUCAGAAUUUCACUGGAGGCACUGGUCACCCUAGUAUUACAGAAAACCCAAAUGACCUUGACCCAUCUAUGCUAGACUUGCAGCAUUUUGCUACUCAGCCUCAUUUUGACGAGGUUCAAAAUGAGACUGAUUUCACCAGCCAGCCUCAAAUUGAAAUUGGUCAGGACAGCACUGUUGAUGAAGAACAUGGAAUUGAGGAUGAACAAGACAUGGCUAUACAAAGUAUACUGAUGUAAGGGAAUGCACCAAUUGUCAAGGAUGUCUGUUAUUAUUGAUACUGUACUCUGAUUCUCAUAAAUAACUACCUGAUAUCAGAUUAGGUUGUCUCAAAAUAGAAAGUAGUGGUGAAAACAAAGAGUGAUUUCAUACUUGAAACGUUUACAAUCAAAAUUUUCUAGAGAUUAGAAUUCAUUCACUAAGGUAAACCAUGUAGAAAAAUAAAUUUUUUUCGGUUAGAAUUGUGCUCAGUACAAAGAGAAAAUAAUGAAGUAGAUGAGUUAAAUUAAAAUUAUUUUACACCUGCUGAUAAGCAAUAUACUUGUCUGUGUGAUAAUAUACUUUAGUACAGAAAUCCAAUGAUGAAACCAUAAUAUAUUUUGGUAUAGAAAUAUCAGAUAGAAUAAGAUACAGAUCUUCCAGAAUUUCCUAUGGUUGUGAAAAAUAUGUACUUCUGAAACUGUAAAUGUACGUUCAGAAAGUCAGUUCCUGUUUGCAUAAUAUGUGCUGUAAUGUAGUGACUUAGCCAAAAUGACUGGAAAUGAGUAUGCAAUAAGAUAGAGAAAUGUUUGGAAUAUUUUUGAUAAUAGAUAGUUUAGAAUGGGCAGAUUCAAUACAAUGAUUCCAAAUGUGCUUGCUAGUAUUAUAUGAAGCAUGUGAUUAUGCCUGGGUCACAUUUGCUCCGAUCCAUCGGCCGGCGCCCAGCCGAUUGAG